GGUGCGUGAGGUGUGAUGGCGUUGUGCUCUGAGGCCUGUGUCUCUGGCUCAGGAGGAGAAUCCUCCGGGAGUGAGGCGGGUUCUAGCUGUCUUCAGUUUGGGGUUCGUUCCUAUCUGCACCACUUCUACGAGGAGUGCUCGUCCUCCAUGUGGGAGAGAGACCCAGAGGAUCGGGGGUUCGUCCAGAGCCAGAGGUCAGCCAUGUGGUGGAACUCAGCCGUCUGGAAGGUGUCCUUGGCCCUGGGUCUCCUGAUCCUGACUGCAGGCAUUGCCAGCCUGUCAGUCGGUUACUCCACUCCCCAUAAAAUUGAGUCUUUCGGAGAGGGUGACCUGUUCUUCGUGGACACCCAGGCCAUCAGCUUCAACCGGGGGCUGCACCUCAGUGCUGCGGCCGGAAUCGGGCUCUCCUGCCUCGGCUCAGCCCUGGCGGCGAUGGGGGUUGUCAUUUGGAUCCUCCCCAGGGCCAACUUGAAAGAGAGGCUGUUCCACAGACCAGGGGAAAGGGAACAGAGAGGAGAGUUAAGGUCUAAGUGGAGGGGAUUUAGGGAUCUGGGAGAUGUGGUCACUAAGCCGCCAGGUAUUGAAGAGGGGAAGAUACCAGUCACACUGUCGAAAGUGGAAAAUGUGCAGCCCACUUCUUAA
Messenger RNA from Toxotes jaculatrix (banded archerfish), 642 nucleotides. RefSeq names its product neurensin 1-like (gene nrsn1l). The transcript has 3 exons. Lineage: Eukaryota; Metazoa; Chordata; Actinopteri; Toxotidae. The record is from RefSeq and is a predicted model, not a curated record. Gene Ontology annotation, cellular component: neuron projection; neuronal cell body; transport vesicle. Gene Ontology annotation, biological process: nervous system development. Bases 16 to 642 code for a protein of 208 amino acids.